AUGGAAAUCGAGGAAAUCUGUCUUAAGGACAAAAUACUGGACUCGUGGGCACCUCCGGAAUUAAAGAAGAAACUUCUGAGUAAAGAGCACUCCCUAGACGAGAUUGUUGAGGCGUGUCAAGCCGAGGAGCAAAUUAACAAACAAUCCGAAGCAAUGCAGAAGCCAACCGUUGAGGCAAUAAACAAAAUUGAGGCUCGUAAAGCCAAACUGGAACCUGUUCAGCAGCCGGUGCGGAGGAUCCCAGUGGCACUUGAAGAUAAAGUUGCAGUUAAGCUUGAUGAAGGUUUGAAGCGAGACAUUAUUGAAUCUCUUACCUCCCUAAUUGUCCUGGCGUUUAAGGAGAAUGGCGAUAUUCGACUCUGCGUUGAUAUGCGUCUGGCGAACAAGGCAAUUCGUCGAGAAAACUAUCCACUACCAACUUUUGAAUCUUUUAUGACCAAACUCAGAGGUGCACGAUUCUUUUCGCGCUUAGACUUGAAAGACGCUUAUCAUCAGCAGGAACUGGAUGAAGACAGCAGGGAAAUCACAACCUUUAUAACACCAAUGGGACUUUUUCGAUAUAAAAGAUUGAUGUUCGGAGUCAAUUCUGCUCCAGAGAUUUUUCAAAGUCAUCUCGAGCAGCUGUUAGUAGAUUUUCCGAAUGUUAUGAACUACAUCGAAGACGUUAUUAUCUUCGGAGAAAGUCAAGAGGAACAUGACAAAACCGUAAGAGAUGUCCGCAAGGUAUUCGAGGAAAACAACGUACUGCUAAAUGACCAAAAAUGCGUUUGA
Drosophila eugracilis is the source of this 771-nucleotide messenger RNA. RefSeq lists its product as uncharacterized. The record is from RefSeq and is a predicted model, not a curated record. NCBI's taxonomy places the organism in Eukaryota, Metazoa, Arthropoda, Insecta, Diptera, Drosophilidae. The transcript has 2 exons. Bases 1 to 771 code for a protein of 256 amino acids.